AUGAAGGAGAAGUCGAAGAAUGCGGCCAAGACCAGGAGGGAGAAGGAAAAUGGCGAGUUUUAUGAGCUGGCCAAGCUGCUCCCGCUGCCAUCGGCCAUCACCUCGCAGCUGGACAAGGCGUCCAUCAUCCGACUCACCACGAGCUACCUGAAGAUGCGCGCUGUCUUUCCCGAAGGUUUAGGAGACGCGUGGGGACAGCCGAGCCGCGCGGGGCCCCUGGACAGCGUCGCCAAGGAGCUGGGAUCGCACCUGCUGCAGACUUUGGAUGGCUUUGUGUUCGUGGUGGCGUCUGACGGCAAAAUCAUGUAUAUUUCGGAAACAGCUUCUGUACAUUUAGGCUUGUCCCAGGUGGAGCUCACAGGCAACAGCAUUUAUGAGUACAUCCAUCCUUCCGACCACGAUGAGAUGACUGCUGUCCUGACAGCCCACCAGCCUCUUCACCAUCACCUGCUCCAAGAGUAUGAGAUCGAGAGGUCGUUCUUUCUUCGAAUGAAGUGUGUCUUGGCGAAGAGAAACGCCGGCCUGACCUGCAGCGGAUACAAGGUCAUACACUGCAGCGGCUACUUGAAGAUCAGGCAGUAUAUGCUGGACAUGUCCCUGUACGACUCAUGCUACCAGAUCGUGGGGCUGGUGGCCGUGGGCCAGUCACUGCCGCCCAGCGCCAUCACUGAGAUCAAGCUGCACAGCAACAUGUUCAUGUUCAGGGCCAGCCUCGACCUGAAGCUGAUAUUCCUGGAUUCCAGGGUGACCGAGCUGACUGGGUACGAGCCACAGGACCUGAUCGAGAAGACCCUGUACCAUCACGUGCACGGCUGCGAUGUCUUCCACCUGCGAUAUGCGCACCACCUCUUGCUGGUGAAGGGCCAGGUCACCACCAAGUACUACCGGUUGCUGUCCAAGCUUGGCGGCUGGGUGUGGGUGCAGAGCUGCGCCACCGUCGUGCACAACAGCCGCUCGUCCCGGCCCCACUGCAUCGUGAGUGUCAAUUAUGUCCUCACGGACAUCGAAUACAAGGAACUGCAGUUGUCCCUGGACCAGGUGUCCACGUCCAAGUCCCAGGACUCCUGGAGGACCGCCUUGUCUACCUCACAAGAAACUAGGAAAUUAGCUAAACCCAAAAACAUGAAGAUGAAGACAAAGCUGAGAACAAACCCUUACCCCCCACAGCAAUACAGCUCGUUCCAAAUGGACAAACUGGAAUGCGGCCAGCUCGGAAGCUGGAGAGCCAGCCCCCCCGUCCACACCCCCGUUCCCCCAGAACAGCAGCUCCAUUCAGAAGGCGGCGACCUUCUGUACGCCCCGUCCUACAGCCUGCCCUUCUCCUACCAUUACGGACACUUCCCUCUGGACUCUCACGUCUUCAGCAGCAAAAAGCCAAUGUUGCCGGCCAAGUUCGGGCAGCCCCAAGGAUCCCCGUGCGAGGUGGCACGCUUUCUGCUGAGCACGCUGCCGGCCAGCGGCGAGUGCCAGUGGCACUAUGCCAACCCCCUAGUGCCGGGCAGCCAGUCUCCAGCUAAAAGCCUUUCCGAGCCGCCGGUGAACCCUGCUCGGCACAGCCUCGUGCCAAACUACGAAGCGCCCGCCGCAGCCGCGCGCAGGUUCGGCGAGGAUACCGCGCCACCGCUGCCGAGCUUCCCGAGCUGCGGGCACUACCGCGAGGAGCCGGCGCUGGGCCCGGCCAAGGCCGCCCGCCAGGCCGCCCGCGACGGGGCGCGGCUGGCGCUGGGCCGCGCGGCCCCCGAGUGCUGCGCGCCGCCGGCCCCCGAGCCGCCGGGCACGCCGGCGCAGCUGCCCUUCGUGCUGCUCAACUACCACCGCGUGCUGGCCCGCCGCGGGCCGCUGGGGGGCGCUGCGCCCGCCGCCCCCGCCCUCGCCGGCGGCCCCGGCGCCCCCGAUGCGGGGGCCGGCGCGCUGCGACCCCGGGCCCCCGACCCCGCCACCGCCGCCUCGCCGCCCGGCGCGCCCCUGCCGCACUACCUGGGCGCCUCGGUCAUCAUUACCAACGGCAGGUGA
Messenger RNA from Globicephala melas (long-finned pilot whale), 2013 nucleotides. It is a transcript of the gene SIM2, whose product is annotated as SIM bHLH transcription factor 2. Gene Ontology annotation, molecular function: RNA polymerase II transcription regulatory region sequence-specific DNA binding; DNA-binding transcription factor activity, RNA polymerase II-specific; protein dimerization activity. Gene Ontology annotation, biological process: regulation of transcription by RNA polymerase II. Lineage: Eukaryota; Metazoa; Chordata; Mammalia; Artiodactyla; Delphinidae. The record is from RefSeq and is a predicted model, not a curated record.